Molecule: messenger RNA, 1068 nt
Organism: Capra hircus (goat)
Lineage: Eukaryota; Metazoa; Chordata; Mammalia; Artiodactyla; Bovidae
Product: melanoma-associated antigen B16-like
Exons: 1
Coding region: 1-1068 (355 amino acids)
Biological process (GO): negative regulation of transcription by RNA polymerase II
Cellular component (GO): nucleus
Source: RefSeq, a predicted model, not a curated record
AUGAGGCCACUCACAUCUGCUUUCUUUCGCUUAGGUGGUGCUUCCCCUUUGUUCUCCUUCUUGACAAUACUCUUGUCUGUUACCAGCAAGAGUCAUCAUGCCUCAGCAUCCAGAGAGUCACAAUGCUCCCAUGAUCAAUGCCUUCGGACCUGCAUCCAGUCUCAGUCCCUGGAAGUUGCACAGGUCUCCAACGCACUGGAGGAGACCCAUCUCCCCUCCCAUCUUCUAAUGCCUGGCCAUUUGAAGGAGUAUCCCGGUGCUGGUAUUCCCAGUACUCCUGAAGGUUGUCAGAGUUUCUGUGCAUCUUCCACUGCCAUUACAGCCACCUCAUCCAUCAAAUCAGAAGAGGGCUACAUGAUCCAGGAAGAAGAGAGUAGUCCAGGCCCUUCACUGGCUCUGCUAGACCCCAGGAGUGUGCCUAUAUAUGCUCUAGAUGAGGAAGUGAAUUUGCUGGUGAAUUUACUGGUGAAUUUCCUGCUGCUUAAGUAUCAAAUGAAAGAGUCGAUAACAAAGGCAGAUACGUUGAAGAUUAUCAUCAACAAGUGUGAAGUCCACUUCCCUGAGAUCUUUCUGAGAGCCUCUGAAUGCAUGAAGAUGCUCUUUGGCCUUGAUCUGAUGGAAGUGGAUUGUACCAAUCACUGCUAUCGUCUCCUCAUCAAAUUGGGCCUCAUCUAUGAUGGGAUAAAGCACAGUGAAGGGAGGCUGCCCAAGACUGACAUCCUGAUACUUAUCCUGAAUGUGAUCUUCAUGAAGGGCAACCGUGCCACAGAGGACAAAGCCUGGGAAGUUCUUAAUGUGACUGGAAUAUAUUCUGGGAUGAAUCACUGCAUCUUUGGGGAGCCCAGGAAGCUCAUCACUGAAGAUCUUGUGAAGGACAAAUAUCUGGAAUACUGGCAGGUGUUCAACACUGAUCCUGCAGGAUUUGAGUUCCUGUUGAUCCCCAGAGCUCAUGCUGAAACCACCAAGAUUAAGGUCCUGGAGUUCCUGGCCAAAGUUAAUGGGACUGACCCAAGUUCUUUCACAUCUCAGUAUGAGGAUGCUCUGCAAGAUGAAGAAGAGAGAGCCUGA